Molecule: messenger RNA, 3440 nt
Organism: Haemorhous mexicanus (house finch)
Lineage: Eukaryota; Metazoa; Chordata; Aves; Passeriformes; Fringillidae
Product: protein mono-ADP-ribosyltransferase PARP11-like
Exons: 8
Coding region: 87-1151 (354 amino acids)
Molecular function (GO): NAD+ poly-ADP-ribosyltransferase activity
Source: RefSeq, a predicted model, not a curated record
CGUGUGGGGGAGCGGCCUGCGCGCCCGAUGGAGGGGUAGUGCUUCUUGUGCUCGGCUCGGUCGCCGGGCCGUGCCCUUGAGCGCCCAUGGCUUCGGCUCUGGAGGGUGCGGUUACGGGCGGGAUUGCGACGGCGGCCCCCGGCAGCACGGUGCGGGAAAUGCUUCAAGGACCAUCAGAAGAUGUGUUUGCAAAGAUGGAAAGUUCAGUUGAAGACAUGGAUACCUCUGAUACCCAGUGGGGCUGGUUUUAUUUAGCUGAAUGUGGUAAAUGGCAUAUGUUUCAGACUGACUCAAACAGUCACUGCUCCAUCAGCAGUGAGGAUAUUGAAAGGAGUUUCCGAACAGACCCCCGUGGAUCUCUGUCUUUUACUACUGCAAAGUUUAACUACACACUGGACUUUUCAGUGAUGAAACAAAUCAACCUAACUACCCUUAAACAACGUCCAAUAAAGCGAGCUCCCUUUGCAAUCAAUUCAUUCAGUUUCAUCUGUGAAAAUGAGGCUAUCCCUGUGCCUUCCCACUGGGAGAAUGUAAAUACUGAGGAGCCAUACCAGCUUAUUCCAUUGCAAAAGAAAACAAAUGAAUAUAAUGAAGUUUCUAGUCUCUUUGGAAAAACAAUGGAUAGCCACCGAAUUAAAAGAAUUAAGAGAAUACAAAAUCUAGACUUGUGGGAGUUUUUUUGCAGGAAAAAAGCUCAACUGAAGAAGAAAAGAGGUGUCCCAACAAUUAAUGAGCAGAUGCUGUUUCAUGGCACCAGUAAUGAAUUUGUAGAAGCAAUAUGUAUUCAUAACUUUGACUGGAGAAUAAAUGGGAUGCAUGCCGCUGUGUAUGGAAAAGGGACCUAUUUUGCAAGAGAUGCAUCAUAUUCCAGCCAUUUCUGCAAAGAGAGUAUGAAGCAUGGAGAUACUUUCCAGAUUCAUGGUGUGAACCUGCAGCCUCAUCUGCACAGACCAGAUAAAGUCAUGUUUCUUGCUCGUGUAUUAACUGGUGACUAUAUUGGUGGUGAUUCAAAAUACAUGAGGCCUCCUUCAAAAGAUGGAAGCUUUGUGAACUUGUAUGACAGCUGUGUGGAUAACACCUGGAACCCAAAGAUCUUUGUCAUCUUCGAUGCCAACCAAAUCUACCCUGAGUACUUAAUAGAAUUUUGUUAAGUUUGAACUGAGUAUUAUUUGUGGUUUUUUGAUAAUUUUGUUCCUUUUGUAAAGACAACAACAUAGAAAUGAUGCAUGAAAGAGAGGUGAAAGAAAAGCUGGCACAUAUUUAUGGAGGAGGGAAGCUAUUAAAUAUUUAAGAGAGACUGGUGAACUGUUUUUAAAAAUCUGUAAACUUUACUAAUGCAUUUUUCAAAUGUAGAGACUUACAAAUCUGAGUUGCUUAGUGAGCCUUAAAUACAUUAAGCAUUGGUAAAUUUUAAAAGGUAAGAUUUAUGUUUUGAUUUUCUAAAGUAUAUUAAAAGUGAUUAGAAAUAUGCCUCUAAUAUAGUAUGCAUAUGAUGAAAUUAAUCUUUUAUAAAGAUUGCCUAUAAAACAAAAUAAGAACAACAACAGCAAAACCCCAGGGGACAUGGCUACAUGUGUGUGUGUGUGUCCGUGUUCUGUAGUACAUGUUACUUGGUUUGGAGGUCUCUUAGUUUGGAUUCUAAACCUAAAAAAAGAAAAAGAAUCUACAGCUCCUCCAUCAAUUUCCUCCAGAUAAAGUUCAGCAAAGCUGUAAGGUUUAACUUUAUGUACAUUUUACUGUAAGCUUCAAUUAUAUACUGGGAAAAUAACAAAGCCCUUGCAGUAGGAUUUGACCUUUGGUUUUGAUGGAAAUGAGGCCCAUAAACUUGUGGUUGUUACUUGUUUGGUAUGUAACUUGGGCUCACUGUUGGGAUAUCAGCAGUGCCAUACGCCUUUCUCAGUUCUUAUCCUAUGGAAAUUUUGCCAUCUCGUUGCAGUAUUCGUGAGCUGCUGUGAUUCGUGUCUGAAUUUAAGAUACACUCGGUGCUCAUAUACUGAAGACUGUGUUACUGAAGACAAUGUUUAGGUUAACUUAACUAUAAACUAAACUAUAUAAACAAUACAGUUAAACUAACAAGGAAAAUUUUAAAAGAUGCCAUCCUUUAGCUUUUAAACACUAUAAUUGAAAGCUUUCAGUAACAUUUGUGUAGACCAGGUUUUCAUAACUGGUAUGGUUGUAAAGUUGAAGAGUAUUUUUCACAUGUAGAAAGAGCAAAAGAGACAAUAUUUGGGUAAAGAGCAAACCUGAGUACCUGAACACAUAAAGAGGCUGAGGAAGGGGCUGUUACAGUGAAAUGCACUGUUGUGUGAACGAUCUGCUAUGUAAUUGUGUCCCUGGUGUCCUUUGUCAAAGGGCCUAAGUAGCACUAAUGGACAGAGUCAAAGUUGAAACCCUUCCAGGCUUUUUCUUUGGCUAUGGCCAGUAACAAGUCCCUGUAGAAUCGGUAUAUAAUUGUAGCAGAUAUAGAACGAUCUGUGUUGGUUUGUUAUAGAAUUGUUAAUGAACUUUUUGGGUCAAAGGCUGUGUUUAAAAUGUACUGCAUUUAAAGGCACUGCAGCUGCUGGCAUCACCAGGUCUGCUCAAAGUCACACUAAACCGGUGGAACGGGAAGCAUGAGAUGACGACAUACCUGGCAUUGUAACUGAGGACACAAAUAUCUCUUCCUUCUGCUGUGUGCUGUUACCGUUGUCUGUCAGUGGAUCUUGCACAAGUUGUUUAUCUGUUUCUGUUUGUAAUUUCAUGUCAGUUUUCCUGUCCCAAAACCAUUUAGGGCUAAAAUGCAUUUUCCUUUAUUUUAGGAAGAAUGAUUUCUGAUCCCAGCUGGGAACUCUAGGUUUUACUCUUGUAGGUGUGAUUUGUGUUUGAUUCACUACUAUGCUAGCUCUGCAAAAGGCACUUUGUUCCCCAUGUUGUAUAAAAGAAUAGCAAAUCACGCAGGGAAUUUGUGUAUUACUGAAUCCUUUUUAUUAUUACACAGUAUUCUACAGAGCAUACAUUUUGUGAAAUUAACAAAUACAUGUGCUGUUGUUCCUUUGAUUUGGUCUUUUAUUUCUUCUGAAACGAAUGUUUUUAGUUAAGAAAACUGAAGUUUCUUUUUUAGCACCUCAUGGACACAAAGUACCACAACCUUUACUGAUCUCUGGGACUUUUGUGAUUUUUUGUGUGUUGGUGUCUUGUUUGCUGCUUAAUUUGAAUUGAAUGGCACAAUCUUAAUCUUACUGCACAACUGAAGUUUUACCUCUUCUUUCAAUGUUCAAUGUGUUCUGCUUUUUGUGCUGAUGAAUUUUGUUAUUGAAGAUGUCUGUAAAAUAACUCUCCUUUCUCUGGCAAGGGGAGAAUUAUUAUUAUUGCAAGCAAAGUCCAGAACUGUACAAGCAGCCAAUACAGGAAAUAGUUGGACUUAAUAAAAGGAACAGUGAGAAAGAAAGGGAGGAAAAUAA